This is a messenger RNA of Alternaria burnsii, 1890 nucleotides long. RefSeq names its product ccr4-not transcription complex. The transcript is spliced from 3 exons. The coding region runs from base 1 to 1890 and encodes 629 amino acids. Gene Ontology annotation, cellular component: CCR4-NOT core complex; P-body; nucleus. Gene Ontology annotation, biological process: nuclear-transcribed mRNA poly(A) tail shortening; regulation of DNA-templated transcription. NCBI's taxonomy places the organism in Eukaryota, Fungi, Ascomycota, Dothideomycetes, Pleosporales, Pleosporaceae. The record is from RefSeq and is a predicted model, not a curated record.
AUGGCCGCACGGAAACUCCAGCAGGAGAUUGACAAAUGCUUCAAGAAAGUCGCAGAAGGCGUCGCGACGUUUGAGAACAUAUACGAGAAGAUUAUGCAAACGGGCAAUCCCUCGCAGAAGGAGAAGCUCGAAGACCAGCUGAAGAAGGAGAUCAAGAAGCUGCAGCGGUCGCGGGACCAGAUCAAGACGUGGGCUGCCAUGUCCGAGAUCAAGGACAAGAAGCCGCUGCUGGACCACCGGAAGCUCAUCGAGACACAAAUGGAGCGCUUCAAGGCCGUCGAAAAGGAGAUGAAGACGAAAGCAUACUCCAAGGAGGGGCUGCAAUUAGCGUCCAAGAUCGACCCCAAGGACAAGGAGAAGAUGGAGAUGGUCGAGUUCCUGCAGCAAAUGAACGAGGAGCUGGAGCGGCAAAUAGAGACCAUCGAGGCCGAAAUCGAGACGCUGCAUGCCAACGUAAAGAAGACGAAGAAGGGCGACAACUCCAAGGCGGAGCGGAUAGCAGAGCUGGAAGAGUCGGUCGAGCGAAAUAAAUGGCAUCAGUCCAAGCUGGAUCUGCUGCAUCGAGCGCUCGAGAACGGCAACGUCGAGACAGAGCAGGUCAAGGGAAUCGAAGACGGCAUCAAGUACUACGUGGAAAGUAAUCAGGACCCUGAUUUUGCCGACGACGACACAAUGUACGACGACUUCAACCUGCAAGAGGAGGAGGCCAUCUUCGGCUUGGGCGAAGGCCUCGACCAGGUCUCAUCGCACGAAUCGCAGUCGGUAGCAGAUAAUGACGAGUCGGACAUACGACCACCAGCGCCAAAGCCAAAAGCGACAGAAGCUGUGCAACAAGCAGCGAGACGGCCCUCGACACAGAUGAAGUCGCCAUUACCAGCACUAGCAACGCUGCAUACGCCCUUGCCUGGUGCCUCAAAUACCACGGGCAACGCCAUGAAGCCCGCGCCCAUACCCACACGGACGACGGGUGAGCCUCUGAAGUACGCCUCGGCCGCCGCCGCUGCAGCUGCGAGUGAUAAAAAUGGAGUGGGCAUUGCCCCUUUGCCACCACCACCGGGAGCUGCCGCGGCACAGUCAGGCCUUGCUCCUGGCGCACGCGCAAGUGCUACCAGUUCUCCAGCCAUAACACAUUCCCAACCAGCCGCCCGCACACAGCCAGCCGAAUCCGCACAAGCAUCACCAGCUCCCGCGGCAAGUAUACCCGCUACGCCUGCUGUCGAGAAGGAGACGCUUUCGCGCGCUGCUUCGUCGGAAGAUGCUUCAAAGUCCAGCAGAAGAACACCGGCUCCUGAACCUGUAGAAGAAGAAGAGUCCUCGGCUGCUACUCCGCCGUUAACAAAUGGUGAAUCCCAUGCUGAAGACGACGAGGAAGAGUCAGUAUAUCACCUUCCUUCAAGCUUACAGGAUCUCCUGGAUUCCUUCGAAGCGACUAAAAAUGACAUAUCCGCCUCUGCAACAAAACCUCCUGAUGAGCGCAUGCUAGCAGCAUCCAUGGCUACCGCGCCGGACUCUGCCGACACUGAGGCGCCCCGCCACUACCGUCCCCAGAAUCCCUAUCCGUUUACGCCCGCGCACUACCCGCAAGAGCCGUUACCAAUCUUCGAUGAUCCUCGCCUAUACUCCCGGAUUGAGACCGACGCUCUCUUCUAUGCCUUCUACUAUCGCCAAGGUACAUACCAGCAAUACCUGGCAGCGAAAGCACUCAAGUCGCAAAGCUGGAGAUUCCACAAGCAGUAUCAAACAUGGUUCCAACGACACGAAGAGCCAAAGGCGAUAACAGAAGACUACGAGCAGGGGACGUAUAGAUUCUUCGACUACGAGUCGACAUGGAUGAACCGAAGGAAAGCAGACUUCCGAUUUGCCUACAAGUUCUUGGAAGAUGAGCUAUGA